Molecule: messenger RNA, 1816 nt
Organism: Didymella exigua CBS 183.55
Lineage: Eukaryota; Fungi; Ascomycota; Dothideomycetes; Pleosporales; Didymellaceae
Exons: 5
Coding region: 275-1570 (431 amino acids)
Source: RefSeq, a predicted model, not a curated record
UCUCCAGCAGCUUGCCGAUUCGGUAUUUCAGUGCGCAUGUAAUUGCACCGAUAUGGUGAGCGUUUGUGUUGCUUUAGGCAACCCCACACCCUGUCUUUUGCGCCAGGUGGGGUGAAGAACUCACCGGUCCUCGUAUCCAUGUCUUUGCGAAGCAAGGGUAGGCGAGGCUGAGCGGGAGGCUCCGCUUACGCCGUAUGUACAACAACCCUGGGGCUUCACCCUGAACUUCUACCGGAUUCUCAGCGAGCAACAUUCUUGUUUGUCGUCGUCCGCAAUGCCUCUUGUGAAACCUGAACUUCCGCCCAGGCCAUCCUCAACCGCAGCCGAGCAGAAAGGGCGGUCUCCAGUCUUCGCGCCCUGCCCUCGUUCAGCGUUUGCAACAGGGGAUUCAGAUUGGUACAACAUCGCCACACCAAGGUCCUUUCAGGGCGUCGACAUCUGUCCAAGCUGUUACGAUGCGACGUUUCGCGACACACCGUACGCGGGAUGUCUUACUAAAGCUCCGCCCAUGCACAAAGACACGGUAAAAAGAUGCGACCUCUCUGACCGCUGGAACCGCGCAGCAACGUUCUGGCUCUUCUUGCAAGGUGCGCCGGACCUCAAUCUGCUAGGCACUGUAGCUGCACUGCCGCCAGACGAAGAUGGGCACUGUCCGAACGUCAACAUGCAAUAUCCAGAACCGCAACAAGAAGACAGGCCAACUGCGACGCGGACCUGGUACUGUCUUCUUGACCCAACAACCGGCUCUCUCAUCGAAGACCUCACAGUCUGCUCAGCUUGCGUCGCACGCGCGAAUGCGAUAUUCCCUUCCAUGCGCGGCAUCUUCAGAUCAGUUGCGGAUGGCCACAAAGUCCAAGCGACAUGCGACCUACUCACAGUCAACAAGGACGGAAACCGAGGCGGGAAAUAUUUCGACAAGAUGGUGGAAGUAGCGCAGCAAUCACUCCAAACCGGGACCCUCGACACGCGUCCUUUGACCGACUACAUCAAGAAAUGGGCGCCUGUUCCUGUCUGUAUGCAAGCCGACCCUGCCUUACCCGGCACCAAGAGCUGGACGUUCCCGACCUCGAUCCCCCACUACGCCAUCUGCGAAGAGUGUUACACGUAUCAUAUCGUCCCGCUGCUGGAAUCCUCCCACCCACCGACCAUCCUCAAAGAACUGAGACCAGCCGUCUGGCCGAGUGGUUUCGUGUGCGAUCUCUAUUCGCCCCGGCUCAUACAGUGGUUCAAAGACGCAUGUGCGAGCGGAGACCUCGCGACGUACAAACAAAGGAUCAUGGCAAGAGAGGCCCAAGCCCAGGAGUACAAACUCAAGCUCGACCAAUUACGCAUCCAGCACCGGCAACACGAGCAACAGGCACGCUUGUUCAGUAUGCAGCAGCACAUGGCGCGGAGCCAGGAGACGGUUCGCGCGAUGCAGUGGAAUUCAAGUGCAUACUAUGCGCCGCCGCUCGAUUUCAGUCGCUCCACCGAGGCGAUGAACCAGAGUCAUCAGGCUAUGCUGCAGGCGGAGAUGGUGGAAGAGAACAUGAAUAUGCUUCGGAAAGAGUGGGUUGAGUUGUACGAGUGAGGCACUGAUUCCUCGCCUGCGAUCGAGAGCGCUACUGUAGAAGAUUAGGUCGGAGUCUCAACGCGUCGCGUCUCACGAGGCCGCCGUCGAUCACCGUGUCGAGAUGUGAGUGCAGUGCGAGCAUAUCUUGGUACUUGGGUUAUGGACUAUCGAUUCUGGCUCCGCGUCAGAAGAUAGUACACCCAUUCGCGAAGCUUUAUACCCAUUGAACGAAGUCAUGCCGCGGUCGGUACCAUUGCCCCAUGU